Eurytemora carolleeae is the source of this 795-nucleotide messenger RNA. RefSeq names its product cuticle protein 19. The record is from RefSeq and is a predicted model, not a curated record. The coding region runs from base 93 to 461 and encodes 122 amino acids. Gene Ontology annotation, cellular component: extracellular matrix. The transcript has 2 exons. NCBI's taxonomy places the organism in Eukaryota, Metazoa, Arthropoda, Copepoda, Calanoida, Temoridae.
CAGAGAUAGAUAGAUAGAUAGAAGAUAGGACACAGUUUGGUAUAUAAAGAGUAUGGUGAGGGGGGAGAAUCAGUACUUCAUAAACACUCAACAUGUACAAGCUUCUCGUCGCCUCUGCUCUGCUCGCCCUUGUGGCUGCUGAUGGACCCCCUGCCUAUGGACCACCCGCUCCAUACAAGGAGGAGAAGCUUGCUCCCCAACCCUUCGCCUACGAGUAUGGAGUCAAUGACGACUACAGCAAGGCCAACUUCAAGAAGACCGAGACCCAGGAUGCCUCCGGAAACGUUGCCGGAUCUUUCGUGAUCGCUCUUCCCGACGGUAGGAUCCAGACCACCACCUACACCGCCGAUCACUACAACGGAUUCAUCGCCGAUGUUACCUACGAGGGAACCCCCGUCUACCCCCCAGAGCCCGCUGGUGGAUACGGUCACGCUGCCCCCAAGGCUGGAUACCAUGCAUAAGUUCCAACUAUACAUACUGAUAUAGAAACCAAUUUCCUGCGUUCAUACCUUUAUCCUUUCUGCCUUCCUACCUUCCUACCUUCCUGCCUUUAUUCCUUUAUCCUUUAUUUCUACUACUGCUAGGCUUCCUGUCUAGAUAGACUCAACACAUCCUGUCUUCCUGCUGCUUCCAUGACAGAAAUGUCACAACUUUUAACCUGGUGAGCAAAUUAGGAACUACAAAAGGUUCGCCUUGGUUCCUUUUCUGCUUUCUUCUUCUAUAUUUCUCCUCUAUAGAGGAUUGUUUAUGUUUGGAUCUUACCUUAUUAUUUAUUUAAAUAUAACAGUAAACAAA